GAAAGAGGAGGAUCUUCCACAUAAUCACUUGAUCGACCUCCUUAUUUCGCAUUUUUGUUAUUCGUAUAGGCCUGCCUACCAUGAUUGAUUCUUUUUUGUUACUUGCAUAUUGGUGAUAAUUUACAAUCGAUAAUUUAAAAUUCUGUUACAAUAAAAUUGUUUGUUUGAACCGAGAAAGACAGCUAAAUACCCCCCCCCCCCCCUAAUCCCUAUAGUCAUGGCUCCUAAUAUAUAGUGCAUGGUUACACCACUGACCGGAAGUCUGAGUCAUCGAACCUGGACACAGGCCAACCCGGGGUAGUAGGCCUAUCUGGUAAAUCUACACCAAAAUCACAGUGUCGGCAAAUCAACAUGCGAUGAAAAAACAACAAACUUUGCAACGCUUUGUAACUUGUAUGGAAGAGUAAAAUGGGAAAUUGUAAUAAAAAGUCACUGGACUUUGUACUUCAAAUAAGUGUAAAAGUUUUGAUAAACAUAUACUUAUCAUAGGCACACUGAAACUAUCACGAGCACAGUUUGUAGGGUUGAAGUCUGCAGACCUUUCUUUCGAUUCAGCACCAGCAAGAACUCAAGAUGCCCAAAUCAAAAGGUCUAAUGGAGCGGAUCAGGGAUGGGGAGACUGUCAUUUGUGCGGAGGGGUAUAUUUUUGCUUUUGAGCGUCUGGGAUACUUGAAAGCCGGGCCGUUUACCCCUGAAGUCGUAGUGGAUCAUCCCGAGCUGGUACGUCAGAUGUACAAAGAUUUUGUGCGCGCUGGCAGUGAUGUGGUUCAAGCAUUUACGUAUUAUGGUCAUCGUAACAAGUUUAAACUGGUUGGACGAGAAGAUGAGCUUGAGAAGCAGAAUCGUCUUGCCCUCAAGAUGGCCCGAGAAGUAGCUGAUGAGACUGGGACCUUGAUGUGUGGUGAUCUUAGUAAUACUUGGGUUUACGAACCUGGCAACGAGGAGGCAAUCACUGAGACUAAAGCCAUCUUCAAGGAACAAAUCGAGUGGGCGGUAGACGAAGGGGCCGAUUACAUCGUGGCAGAGACCAUAGGUCAUCUAGGGGAGGCUAUACUCGCAACUGAGGCUAUCAAGCAAUAUGGAAAAGGUGUUCCUGCUGUGAUAACCUUAGCAUCACAUUACAACCAGCUUCGAGAAGAUGGUAAACGGACUACAGCUGAUGAUGUAGAGAUCACUGAAGCUCUUCGUAAGCUGGUAGCCGCUGGAGCCGAUGUAGUAGGAUUCAACUGUACUUGUGGACCUGUCUCUAUAAUGCCUCUCCUUGAGAGCUCCGUAGAGGCUAAUGUUGGGGCUCCUUUGGCUGCCAUACCAGUGCCAUACAGAACAACCCUCAAGGAGCCGACCUUUACAACCAUUCUCGAUCCAUGGACAGGCAAAAGAGCAUUCCCUGAUAACCUUGACUGUCUCUUGUGCUCUCGUGAAGACGUCGUCAAGUUCACCCAGCAAUGUGUCAGACUCAAAAUACCAUACAUAGGACUGUGCUGUGGCAAUGCUCCUCACUAUACCAGGACUAUGGCCGAAACUCUGGGGAGGGUCACCGAGGCGUCCAAGUUUUCACCAGACAUGUCCAUACAUGGGAUCUACGGUACAGAUGACAGCAAGGUCAAUACAUACUAUACCAAAGAGCUACCAAAGACCACAGUUAAACAAGAAUAGAAGACGGAAUUAUAUAUGGUGACGUAAGGGAUGAGAAAACGAUUGUAAACGUUAACAGUCCCAACAUAUCGACGAUAUAUCCAUAACACAUGAUCUUUUUCAAUCGAGAAAACACGUGAUUGGUCAAUGAGUUUGCCUCGAUUUGGGAUCUUUGGCAUUCUUCUUUUUUGGGGGGAAAAAUAAUUAGGUAUAGCUCCGUCGAAAAUUUCCUUAAAGGUACUAUGUCCCUUUUGCAGCCAACCUCAAAUGCUGUAGAACUUUGCAGGCAUUAUGAA
Strongylocentrotus purpuratus (purple sea urchin) is the source of this 1931-nucleotide messenger RNA. Its product is annotated as betaine--homocysteine S-methyltransferase 1. The coding region runs from base 574 to 1656 and encodes 360 amino acids. NCBI's taxonomy places the organism in Eukaryota, Metazoa, Echinodermata, Echinoidea, Camarodonta, Strongylocentrotidae. The record is from RefSeq and is a predicted model, not a curated record. Gene Ontology annotation, molecular function: methyltransferase activity; zinc ion binding. The transcript has 7 exons.